This is a messenger RNA of Helianthus annuus (common sunflower), 1232 nucleotides long. Its product is annotated as nuclear speckle RNA-binding protein A. Bases 171 to 911 code for a protein of 246 amino acids. Gene Ontology annotation, molecular function: mRNA binding. The transcript is spliced from 7 exons. The record is from RefSeq and is a predicted model, not a curated record. Lineage: Eukaryota; Viridiplantae; Streptophyta; Magnoliopsida; Asterales; Asteraceae.
UGCUAAAGCAAUCUCUCUCGAUUGACAGCCUUUCUCAAUUCUCAAGCAACGAGGUCAAAAAGAUACAGCGAAACCGUGCCGCCAAGAAAUCUCUCAUCAGAACACCGUAACCAGAGCUGUUUUUGUUCGUCGUCAUUGUCGGCUUCUGAUUUCAAUUCGAUCUCCAAAACAUGGGCGAUUCGUACUGGAAAUACGGUGCCGCUGAAGGCAGGCAGCAACAGCAGCAGCAGCAGCCACCGCUCAUCGGAAAGCGCCCCCGCUCCGAUUUCGAUGGUCCUGGUGGUCGUGACAUGCCUGGCUAUGCUGCUCGUCAGGAUGCGAGAGGAACUCCGCUGGUGGUUAAAGAUUCUGAUACGAUUGGUGCAUCAUAUGACCGUUAUCUACGUGGCACGCAGCAACUUCCACCAUAUAGUGGGGGCGCCGAAUCCGCUAGACUCAUGGGCCCGGGUCUUGGUGUCGGUUAUCAGGAAGAUCCUCGCCUGAUGGGUUUGGGCCUAUUGGGGAGUAUGGAUUCUGCAGCACCAAAUGUUCGGGAAUUAGGGUUGUUAGGUGUGAGGCCUGAACUUUCUUUGCCUCCUGAUGCUAGCAAUACUCUCUUUGUAGAGGGUUUGCCUUCAGAUUGUUCACGCAGAGAAGUGGCUCAUAUAUUUCGUCCUUUUGUGGGUUACAGAGAAGUUCGACUUGUAACCAAGGAAUCCAGACAUUCGAGUGGGGAUCCUUUGGUACUCUGUUUUGUUGAUUUUGAGAGUCCAGCUGAGGCAGCUACGGCUAAAGAUGCAUUACAAGGUUAUAAGUUUGAUGAGCAUGACCGAGACUCGGUCAGCUUAAGGAUGCAAUUUGCUCGCCAUCCUGGCGCGAGGACAGGUGGCGCAGCAAAGUCAGGCGGCGGCGGCAUGCGUGGAAGACGUUGACUAUGCGACUUUACAGGAUCAAUGCGUUUCGAAAAAAAAUCUGAAUCGGGUGUGUUACGACGCUGCGGGUUUCCAGUUUGUUUAGGACCAGAUGAACUGAUUGGGUUUCGAUUUUCAAGUGAUGAUUGCGACCAUUCGAAGCUUUGUGUUAUAUUUCGUUUCGUGCCCGAGAGCAUUGUUUAAUUAUAUAUUGUUUCCAGUGAAGCUAUGUGCAUUUUAGAUUGGCGUACUUCGUUUUGGGUUUUACCUAUGAAUCUUCUAAAUGAUGGAUGAAUGUCUGAUAUCUAUAUUAAUCCCGUAUUUAACUAUUAUAUUAGAUAA